UAAAAGACAGAGCUCCCGCUUGGCAUAAAGAAGCCAGCUUUACGUCAGCGAACUGACAGAGUGGGUCGCCAAACUCGGCAGCUGAGUGGCUCAAGUGCUGGCAGCCACACAGCUCCCCGCGUUAGGGCACCCCACAGCCACAGCGAACCAAUUGUGGCACAGGGCCAGUCCACACAGAAAUUUGGCAAAAAUAUCGCUUCACUGAUCUAGACAUUCUCGAGUCGCAACCUCUGCCUUUCUCAACCACCGAGUCAAUCCCGUCCCUUUCACAUCACCAAGGUAGGCAGGGCAAGAUGGGACGCGUCAUCCGCAACCAGCGUAAGGGUCGCGGCAGUAUCUUCACUGCCAACACCCGCCUGAACAAGGCCCCCGCCAAGUUCAGAUCUCUCGAUUUCGCCGAACGUCAUGGCUACGUUCGCGGUAUCGUGAAGGAGAUCAUCCACGACCCCGGCCGUGGUGCUCCCCUCGCCCGCGUUCAGUUCAACUCGCCCUAUAAGUUCAAGAAGGUCACCGAGACCUUCAUUGCCAACGAAGGCAUGUACACCGGCCAGUUCAUCUACGCCGGCAAGAACGCCGCUCUUACCAUCGGCAACGUCCUCCCCCUCGCUUCCGUCCCCGAGGGUACCGUCGUCUCCAACGUCGAGGAGAAGGUCGGUGACCGUGGUGCGCUCGGCCGCACCUCCGGCAACUACAUCACCGUUGUCGGCCACAACCCCGAUGAGGGCAAGACCCGCAUCAAGCUCCCCUCCGGCGCCAAGAAGGUCGUCAGCUCCAGCGCUCGCGGCAUGAUCGGUAUCGUUGCUGGUGGUGGCAGAACCGACAAGCCCCUCCUCAAGGCUUCUCGUGCCAAGCACAAGUUCGCUGUCAAGCGCAACAGAUGGCCCAAGACUCGUGGUGUUGCCAUGAACCCCGUCGACCAUCCUCACGGUGGUGGUAACCACCAGCAUAUCGGUAAGGCGUCUACCAUUUCCAGAUACGCCGCCCAGGGUCAAAAGGCGGGUCUCAUUGCUGCCCGCAGAACGGGUCUGCUGCGUGGUACCCAGAAGACGAAGGAGUAA
Podospora bellae-mahoneyi is the source of this 1058-nucleotide messenger RNA. It is a transcript of the gene RPL2, whose product is annotated as 60S ribosomal protein L2. The transcript has 3 exons. Bases 294 to 1058 code for a protein of 254 amino acids. Gene Ontology annotation, molecular function: structural constituent of ribosome; RNA binding. The record is from RefSeq and is a predicted model, not a curated record. Gene Ontology annotation, biological process: cytoplasmic translation. Gene Ontology annotation, cellular component: ribosome; cytosolic large ribosomal subunit. Lineage: Eukaryota; Fungi; Ascomycota; Sordariomycetes; Sordariales; Podosporaceae.